AUGGAGAUCGCGGCGGAGCCCGUGCGGCUCACGGAGGAGCAGCGCCGCCGCAUCGAGGCCAGCCGCCUCGCCGCCCUCGAGAGGCUCAAGCGCUCCGCCGCCGCCGCCGGCACCACCGCCGAGUCGUUCAGGCUCGCCAAGUGCCCAAGAAUCGCCCAUCCUCUGCCCCCGCGUCCGCCGCCGCAGCCGCUUCCGCCGCCUGCGCCCCCGACGGGGUUCCGGGCGGUGCUGGAGGUGUGCAGCCCCGACGAGUUCCAGGUGACGGUGGGCCGAACGGAGGGCAAGGCUUUCCCCGGGGAGGCCGACUGCCUCCGCGCCGUCGAGGACUGCGUCGCUUCGGCUGUACCAUUCUCCACAACACAAAGUCAAGGCGGGCAUAUUUCUUCUGUCUUUAAGCUUGUGCACUAUGAGCUGGUGUUGCAAUUCUUGAGGAAGUUGACUGGCGUUGUUGUGCAAGAUAUACCUUAUAGAACAAGGCGUGCUGUUCAAAAUGCUGGCACAAACUGCGGUUCUGAUAAAGAAGUUGACGAGCUUCUCAUGAAGCUGCCACGUCGAUUACGAGAUGCACUUCUACCCUUCCAACUUGAAGGUGUGAAAUUUGGGCUUCGGAGGCAAGGGCGCUGCCUUAUUGCAGAUGAGAUGGGGCUUGGCAAGACUCUCCAGGCAAUUGCAAUAGCUUGUUGCUUCAAGGACGAGGGCCCUCUAUUAAUAGUGUGUCCAGCUGUUCUGCGUUAUACUUGGGCGGAGGAAUUGGAACGCUGGGAUCCUUCAUUUCUUCCAAAAGAUAUUCAUCUUGGUACUGAUUCAGAGUUUCAUUAUUCAAGAGUUAAUUUUACUGAUGUCAAACCUGUGUUCGGUCGACGAGACAGUCUGGAAUAUUUAGAUUUUUGUCCGAAGGUCGUUGUUAUUUCAUACACGAUGUUAAGCAUCCUUCGGAAAAGUAUGAUUAAUAGGAGAUGGGCACUGAUGAUCAUUGAUGAAUCCCACAAUAUACGCUGCACAAAGAUGAAAGAAGAAAAUACUCAGACAAAAGCUGUACUGGAAAUAGCUCUCAAUAUCAACCGCAUUGUGUUGCUUUCUGGGACACCCUCUUUGUCAAGACCUUUUGACAUCUAUCACCAGAUAAAUAUGUUAUGUCCCCGUUUGCUUGGAGAUGAUAAAUUUGAAUUUGCAAAGACAUAUUGUUCACUGCAUGUUGCUCAAAGUUCCCAGGGUAAAAUUUACCAGGACUUUUCAAAAGGUGCUCGUUUGACAGAGUUAAAUGUUCUGCUCAGUCAGACUCUGAUGAUUAGGCGCUUGAAGGAGCAUUUGUUAAAUGAACUGCCGCCCAAGCGCCGGCAGAUCAUUAGGUUGAAGUUGAAGGCAUUGAAUAGCAGGACAGCCACCUCUAUUAUCCAAGGGGAUUACAAUAGCACAUAUAGUAGCUCUGAUGCUCCUAUAAUUGCCUCUUCUGAGAUAAGCAAUGACUGUGAAGAAGCAAAAGAGGGAAAAGAUGAUAGUUGCAAGAAAUCUCCAAGGCAUUUCUCCCCCCAGGAAAUUGGCAUUGCAAAAAUACCUGGGUUUAGUCAGUGGUUCUCAAAUCAUUUGAUGCAUGAUAAUCUGGACGCCCAGUCUAGUUGCCAGAAAACGCUAAUUUUCGCCCACCACUUGAAGGUUCUAGAUGGAGUGCAGGUGUUCCUCUCUGAGAAGGAGAUCAAGUUUGUUCGCAUCGAUGGCAGCGCACUUCCUAGAGAAAGGAAAGAAGCCGUUGAUUCUUUCCGUUUGAAUCCAGAGGUCAAGGUUGCAAUAAUAGGAAUUACUGCUGGUGGUGUUGGUUUAGACUUUUCAUCUGCUCAGAAUGUUGUUUUCCUGGAGCUCCCAAGAUCGUCUUCAGACUUACUUCAGGCCGAGGAUAGAGCUCAUAGGCGUGGUCAAACAAAUGCGGUCAAUAUAUAUAUAUUCUGCGCAAAGAACACAUCAGAUGAACCACAGUGGCUUCGCUUGAACCAGAGUCUGUUCCGUGUCUCGUCUGUGGUGAAUGGGAAGAAAGAUGCUAUAAGAGAAAUUGAGGUUGAUCAAGUUUACCACCUUGGGGAAAUCAGUAACACUAAGGAGAGACCAGAAAUUGAGUUUCUUCCGAAUUGUAAUGCAGGUCUUUUGGAAAGUGGCACUAUGUCUGUUGACCAUCUUCCUGGCAUCAGCGAUAUGGAGCUUGAGUCAGAUUUCACUAUUAGGACUAUUCCUCUACAGAUUGAGGAUGAAGGCCUUCAUUCAGGAAUGCAAUGUAGUCCAGGUCCAGCAGUACAUGAAGAUAUAGUCUGCAAUAGUUUUUCUAUUUCACCAGCUAUCUCUGGCUCUUCAAGUACACGAAGUAAAUCAAUGAAGGCUCGUAGGAGCUUUUGUGAAAAUCGUGAUACUUUAGGUCUUCCAGGAACUAUUUCAGAUGGCCGUAUUCGAGUGGAGUAUCUGCGUUUUGAGGUUAGCCAUCAUACAGGUCGAAUCCACUUGUACAUUUGUGUUCCAGGACAUGAUUCAAGACCCAGACCACUUUUUCAGAAUUUUCUUCCUGAAGAAGUAGAAUCACCUUUAUGCUCUAGUAGUGACAAGAAAGCAAGUAGGCAGCUCUUGAGUAAUCCAGCAUUUUGCAAUAUGUUCAAGGCAUUUGUAAAAGAAUGGUUAGAACUAAGACCAAUUGAUCAGAGGAAACUCCUGGGAAAGCCGUUACAGCUUCCAUUGAGCCUUGAGUUGUGCUAUUUGACAAAUAGCAUCAGCCACAGUACACAAGGAUUGAUUAAAGGGGGGAGUAAGAGGCGUAUAGCUCCAUUGAGUGUUGUCAGUGAUGAUUUGCCUGAAAAUGCUGAAUGGAGAAAGGUGGUUUUACGCCGUGGCACGACUAAAGAGAGAGAAUACACUCAAGGCUGGACUACUGAUGAUGAGCCUCUCUGCAAAUUAUGUCAAAAACUUUGCAAUGGGAAUCUUGCGAAAUCACCCGAAUAUUUUGAAGAUCUAUUCUGUAAGCUUGAUUGCUUCCGGUUGUACAGAUUGAGAACCAACCAGAGUGCCCUGCGGCAGGCACUGUUUCAAAUAGAACAUGGUAUAUGUUCCCAGUGCAAGCUUGACUGCUGCAAGCUCGUCAAACAUAUUAAACCCCUCAGCAACCCAAAGAGAGAAGCACACAUCAGGAGUGUUGCUCCAAAUAUUGCAUGUAGGAAGAAACUGCUAGCAAAGCUUGUCGAAGAGCCAACACAGGGAAAUGCUUGGCAUGCAGAUCAUAUAGUACCUGUGUAUAAAGGAGGAGGGGAAUGCACGCUCGAGAAUAUGAGGACGCUUUGCGUGGCUUGUCAUGCUGAGGUUACCAAAGCUCAGCAAAAGGAGCGAAAAGAAGCAAGAAAAGAAGAAAGAAGGAAGGCUGAAGAGCUUCUGAGAAAUGCCGUGAAUCAGCUGAAGGAUGAUGCAUGUGAAGCGACAGAAGACGACGAUUCUUGGUUGGUUACAGUCCCUGGCAGUGCCUACUCAGCAGUACCUCAGGCUCCUCGUACGCCCAGAAAAUAA
Triticum turgidum subsp. durum (durum wheat) is the source of this 3531-nucleotide messenger RNA. Lineage: Eukaryota; Viridiplantae; Streptophyta; Magnoliopsida; Poales; Poaceae. The record is from the annotation of a GenBank genome assembly.